AUGAGCGGCUCCAUGGCCGAUUACCUCAAGCGCUACACGAGCGGUAGCGCCGAAAACGAUGCGGCGAAGAAGAAGAAAAAGAAGAAGGAGAAGGACAUCAAGCCGCCGACAACUCGAAUGCGCAUCAUGGAAGAGGACGCCUUCGUCAACAUUACGUCGGCGGGGAAGAAUGACAAUUCUGAUGACGAGGAUGAGCUUCGGAUAGUGGAGCAAUUGAAAAAGCAGGCCAACACUGCGCUGAGCUAUCGAAAAACGUUUGCACCGAUUGGGGAGGGGACAAGUGAGACUGGAGCCAAACCAACGCAAGUGGGGCUUUCAAAAUGCAAAUCAAGAAGGAGGUCGAAUCAGAUGUGGAGGCUUCGCCGCCACGUCGUCGGAGACAUGAUUCUGACGAGUCCCCGCCCCGUACUGCUGGCAGGAAAAGACGCGACUCUGACCAGUCGCCUCCUCGCAGCAGAGAUCGCAGAAAGGAAUCUUCACCACCUCGUCGUCGGCGCCACGAUUCCGAUACAUCCCCACCGCGAAGCCGGAGGCGGGCUGAUUCUGACACGUCUCCACCGAGGCGUGGGAAGAAAGAAGCUUCUCCACCUAGACGCCGACAACGUCACGAUUCUGACACCUCCCCACCUCGUCGUGGCAAUAGAGAUCCGUCGCCACCAAGGCGCCGUCAACGUCACGAUUCUGAUGCAUCUCCGCCAAGAAAGAAAGAAAAAGACGCUUCACCACCCCGCCGACGCCAACAUCACGAUUCUGACGCAUCUCCUCCGAGGAAGAAAGAUAAAGAUGCUUCCCCUCCUCGGCGCCCUCGACAGCGACAUGAUUCUGAUGCUUCUCCACCACGCAGAGGCGGAAAGGAUGCCUCUCCACCACGUCGUCGACAACGCCACGAUUCUGAUGCUUCACCACCUCGUCGGGGUGUCAAGACCGAAUCUGAUGCCUCGCCGCCAAGGAGACGUCAUGAUGGCCGGCAAAACCCUCGAGGGAAAGAAGUCCGGUCUGCAAAGCGCAAAGGAUAUGAAGGAGGAAGCCGUACGGCUAAGGGAGCGUGAGAAAAAGAGAUUCGAAGAAAUGGAUGAAGAGCAGAGCGGCCGCAAUGCCGAGGCUGUCACCAGGACUAAGACCUACGGGAAGCGUGAAAAGCCCGAAGACAAGGAGAAGAAGCAGCGCGAGGCGGCGAAGCAGGCCGAGCUGCAGGAGAAGUACCAAAUGUGGAAUAAGGGCGUGAAACAGCUCGCUGAUCGAGAAGCUAAACUUCAAGAAGCAGCUCGCGUCGCGGUCGAGCCUCUGACGCGAACCAAAGAUGACGAGGCGAUGAAUGACCAUUUGAAAGAGGUGCUGUAUGAGGAUGACCCGAUGGCGGCCUUUAUUACGAAAAAGCGCCAGAAGGACGAUAUCGCUGCGGGGAGAACGGUUUAUCCCCAAUACCAGGGCAACUUCCCGCCCAAUCGCUAUGGCAUUCGGCCGGGCUAUCGCUGGGACGGCGUCGACAGGGGCAACGGCUUCGAGGGCAAGAUCGCGCUCGAGAGCAACCGCCGACGCGCCAACGAGGGUGAAUACUACCAAAACAUCCAGACGUACGAA
Messenger RNA from Mesorhabditis spiculigera, 1581 nucleotides. The record is from the annotation of a GenBank genome assembly. Lineage: Eukaryota; Metazoa; Nematoda; Chromadorea; Rhabditida; Rhabditidae.